AUGACCGGUCGGUUUGAGCUGAAGUUCUGGCCAGCGACCACGAACUGUAUCAGCUGGUCCAAAGACAAUCUGAUCGCUGUGGCUGGCAGCGACUCGAUAGCGAUCCUCACACCCCGGCCCAAGGACGCUGGAAUCAACGGCACGCACUGGGACAAGACCAUCAUCACAGUCAAUGCCUUCACGGUAGAAGAGGUGCCACUUUCGGAUUUUGCUCUGCUGCUCAGCUUCAAGAACUUCUCAGUCGCAGAGGAGCAAUCACACCGCACUGUGCAAGCGCUCGCAUGGUCGGAUCCUGGGAUUGGCAAGUAUGGAAGAUCUGUACUAGCAGUACUCAGCUCUAAUCAUAUCCUAUCGCUGUGGGAGUGCAGCGGUAGGCUUAGCAAUGAUGCAGACUGGAAGCGAUCGGUGAUUGUGAACCACGCGUUGCGGAAGCACUACGCAUCCUUGCCCAAUCGUAAGAAUGAAACCGACAAGCAGUACAGUGAGCGACAGCAGGUCUCGCAGCGUGUGCGAGCGUUUACAUGGGCCGCGCCACCGGACAAGGGGCAGCCUUCCGACAAGACUGCUUCAUUCCUUGCCGUCUCAACAGAAGCAGAGGAGAUUGUGGUUCUCAAGGUCACAUCACCCUACAACAUCCUGAACCCCGACGUGAGAGAAUGGCGAGUAGACGUUACUGGCUCUUUCAGCUCCGCAAGUUCUGCUGUGGAUCAACUCAGAGCUCACGUAUACAACACGGAUGGGGUGGACGACAGCACACGCGCGCUGGCGGAAGCUACUCGAAUCGCUGAUCACAUUGCAUGGGGCUUGGGCAAGGGUGAUGAGCAGUCCGCCACGCAAUCUAAACUGGCCUUCAUCAGCAACGGUCGAUUAUAUUGUGUCACACCCGGAAAAAGGACCCGUGAUGGUGCUACUGAUCGGCACCGUCUACUACCAAACCGCUCAGAUCUGACUGGUCCGUUGAAAUUUCUUCCCCAUACAGAAUACCUGAUCGUCUUUGGCGCAGACACGGUGUUCUGUGUCGACACAGCUGCAGACCCGACGAGUCCGGCAAGCAGCACAUCACAUCAUCUGGACGGCCGAUGGGACGGAAUUUCGGGCAUGGCUCUCUCUGCAGUGGGAUCAGAUGCACCUCGGAUUCAUCUAGCAUCUAUGCUGUCUAGCUCAAGCGCCCCGACUACAGUCCUCCACCUGCCUCUGAACGCCAGCGAGACGUCUUCCAAACCAGCAUGGCAGACUGCACUCGUCAAGCUUAAGAAGGCAUUUGGGAAGCAACACAAGCUCGGCAACAAUGUGCUUGACCGAGUCUGGGGCCUGGCAGCCUCACCAAUGGGCGACCUUGUCGUUACGGCGACAGUGCUUUUGCCGUCGAACGCGAUCUCUUAUCUUGUGCCAUCUGAGCACCGGUCGAAAAUCAGCAUGACCAGAGAACAGCAAGCUGAUUCUGUCCUGCCAGCCUGUGGAGAGCAGACUCGACGGCACAUCACAUCUGCAACGCUGCUGUCCAGCCUCCAUGCGUAUGUAAAGCAAGCGACCGAGGCGACUGAAAGCGAUACUUUGAUUAAAGCGAUGCUUGAAGUCAUCGCUGCUCCAGCUGAGGUGAAUGGCACCGCCGCUGACAACGACACGACUAGCCCACGAAGCAGCCCAGCAGAAUGCGUCCGAUUUCUUCGCUUGCCGCUCACGAACACGCCUGAGGUCAGGGAGGCGAGGUGCAGGUUGCUUGCUGAUAUAGCCCUGAAGCAGCCGUACAACAUCAAUCACAUAGUCCAGCUGGUUGUCAAGCACCUCGUGGCGGAAGUCCUCAAGAUACCUGCUGUGUACGGUCAAGCCGGCGAGCUCAGCAGGAAGAUCCACUUCCUAUACAACUUGCUGAGCUUCCGACUACGACUCCACUCCAAUGAAUCGUCAGAUGGCGACGAUGUCCCGGCUUUCCGGGAAGAGUGCGUCAUCUGCAACGAAGCCAUCCCUUUCGAGAGUAUCAAGUGGGCUCGAUGUGAUGGUGGUCACCGGUUCGACCGAUGUGGUCUGACGUUUCUUGCUAUUCACGCACCUGGUAUAUCGAAGAGCUGCAGCAUCUGCGCGACGGCAUUUUUCGACGAGUGGUCGUUGCUUGCGAUUGCUCAAAAGGCUGACGAAGAUGUUGUCGUGACUGAGGUGGAAGGGGAACAGUCGCUGCUUGGGAACCAAGAGGGUACGCAGAACGACGAAGCUCGAUCAACACAGCAGAGCAGCGGAACUGAACCAGGAGACCAGAGUUGGGUCGAGGUAUCACAGCCGUCCACAGAGCCAGCAGAAUCGCUCGCACGCAUUUUGUUCGCUGCUUUUGACAAGUGCGUCUACUGUGGCGGCGACUUCUAG
Saxophila tyrrhenica is the source of this 2358-nucleotide messenger RNA. RefSeq lists its product as uncharacterized. The record is from RefSeq and is a predicted model, not a curated record. The transcript has a single exon. Gene Ontology annotation, molecular function: protein binding; histone acetyltransferase activity. Bases 1 to 2358 code for a protein of 785 amino acids. NCBI's taxonomy places the organism in Eukaryota, Fungi, Ascomycota, Dothideomycetes, Mycosphaerellales, Extremaceae. Gene Ontology annotation, biological process: transcription initiation at RNA polymerase III promoter. Gene Ontology annotation, cellular component: transcription factor TFIIIC complex.